UUGACUAUAGUGACAGGCAAAGACGCCAAAGUUGAUUUAAAGAAGAAUGAAGCUUAACACACGCUACUUGGUUUUGUUGGGUUUCCUAGCUCUGUUUUCACUUUCUUUGGCUGUAGAAUCAAGCAACGAGGAAGAGAAGGUUGAUCAAGAAAAAGUAGAUUAUGCGAAAGGUUCAGUUUGUGGAUAUUGUGAAUACUGCAAGUUCUGCAAGCUGUGUGAUAAAGACUGCCCAUGUGAAACUAGUCCAUCAAAGCCCAACUGUAAAAUGUGCAAGUACUGUAAAUUCUGUUACCUGUGUUCGGGAGUAUGUGAUACAAUUUGCCAGCCAGGUGGUGUUAUAGACAAAGUUUCUGCUGCUAUUGUCAAUGCUCUCCCGUCCCAUGACCCAGAGGAGAUUAAUAAGGACAUUAAAUCUGUAGAUGAUUGGAUGAAGAAAAACAAAGAUGAACUUUGAUGACAUGAAGAUAGAUAGGAUACUCAACCAUUCCACCCCAACUGUGUUACUUCAUCCCCAUUCUGAAUGUUGAUCAAGUUCAUGUGUGAUUGUAAGGUUAAUUUCCUAUUAUUGUCAUGUUUUAGCAAAUUUUAUACAAGAUUAUUUAUGUAUGCAUGCUUACAUAUUUACACUAGAAAGCCUAUGAACAAGUGUCAGCAGUAAUGUACUGUAUAUUAAGUAUUCAAAUUUGUAUAAAAACAAACAUUUAUAUAUAUUGUUUAUAUCUUACCCUAACAUCCAGAAACUUUUUCAUUACAUGUACAUUGUGUAGGAAAAAAUCCUUAUAGUGUUUUGUGUAGAGAGGAAAUAUACUUACUUGAGUUCAUUUAUAAAACAUAUCAUUUUUUAGUCAUGAAAACCAUAGAACAAAUGUGAUACAAAACUGACAUAAUGCUGAAAGUCACAGAGCAUUUUUAUAUAAUGACCAAUGGGAUUUUUAAUAUUAGAUGUGAAAUAUUGUCAAGUAUAGACAUGAUUCAUCCAUACAUUAGUUCAGAAUGCAAAUUAUGGCAGUCUACUGAAACUUAAGAUAGGAGUGUGUAUGAUUGGUUUAGAAUAAUAAUUGUUUUUUACAAUGCUGUUGUGAAAUGAUAAAAAAUAUGAGUUUACAAUCAAUUCUGUAUUGUCUGGUAUAUUAGUACAUGUUUAAUUUAUUGUAAAAUUUCUAUAUUUUCUAUUCAUUAUGUGUUUAGAUGUCCCUUUUUUUUAUACCAGAGAACAAAUAAAAACUGUCUUUGAAGUUGC
Molecule: messenger RNA, 1240 nt
Organism: Saccostrea echinata
Lineage: Eukaryota; Metazoa; Mollusca; Bivalvia; Ostreida; Ostreidae
Product: sarcoplasmic reticulum histidine-rich calcium-binding protein-like
Exons: 5
Coding region: 47-454 (135 amino acids)
Molecular function (GO): calcium ion binding
Source: RefSeq, a predicted model, not a curated record